AUGGUAGCUAUUCCAGACAACGAUAUCGACUUUAUGGACCAUAUCGAAGACCAAGCCGACGCCGUGAAGGAGCAACGCCCUCCAGAUCCAUUGGCCAACACGGAUAUGCCUUGUGACAGUCGUAAAGGCAUGGAUGAAUCGACUCUCACCACAUUUCUGGAAUGCAGCCUGUCCAAAGCUCCCGAUGGUACCAAGGCCAAGUGGGAAACCACAACUUCCCUCUUUGUGGGCAGGACACCGGAACAGGCCAUCAUGAGUCUCUGCAGAGCUUCACCCACGGCAGGACACUCUAUGAUUGAAGGUUUCACUAAUCAGCAGUCCAAGAAAGACAAACCCAAGUUCAAGAAGAUCCUGAAAGAAUGCACGUCAUAACGUUUGGUACACCGGACCGUCUACCUCAGUAAUGGUCACGGCAAUAAAACUUAGUGCUUUUGAA
Ornithodoros turicata is the source of this 436-nucleotide messenger RNA. RefSeq lists its product as uncharacterized. The transcript is spliced from 5 exons. The record is from RefSeq and is a predicted model, not a curated record. NCBI's taxonomy places the organism in Eukaryota, Metazoa, Arthropoda, Arachnida, Ixodida, Argasidae. Bases 1 to 372 code for a protein of 123 amino acids.